AAUUAAUUACUCGGGCUUCCGAAAGCCCGAUUCAUAAAAUGCAAGCCGUUUUGUCUUGGUCCCCAAAAGGGGGGCCAUGGCCCUAGGCGUGCCUAGCGUAGAUCAUAACUAGGGCGUGGAAUCUGGGGAUGAGAAUAGGACAGAUUGCUUGCUUUAUCACGUGUUCGCACUUCAUGAACAACGUAAUCAGAAUGCUGUGUUUUGAGAAGAACGGUUUGGAGAGAAUCAUGCUAUAUAUGUUCAUCUCACAAACACAGAUGUCUGUCUUUUUCUGAACGGGUCGGUCCACGAAUUAUAUUGCUUGAAAGCUUGCCAAAUAAGCAUAGUUCAUGCUCGUUCUCGCGAAUCAGUCAAUUACAGCAAUGCCCAUCUCACCCCCCCCCCCGGGCAACCGGGGGCAUUUGCUCACGUCGUCAGUCCCGGCGGUGGGGCAUUUGCGUACCCGGAGCGACCCCCGGUAUUUGCCAUACGUGUUUCCGAAAGUGCCAUGGAGGAAUUCAUCGGCAAAGACGAGGCGUUUGUUGAAGACUGGCUAGUCCGUCAGGGACUAGACAAACUUGUGGAUAUUUUCAAAGGACCGGCACGAAUUAGCGAGGGGAGCGAAGAAAAACUGAGAGAGUUCCUAUUCGCCAACUACAGCAAGAACCAGCGUCCAUCAACACCAGCGAGGGUUUCUCUUAACUUGGUAGUCAAGAACAUUGAUGAAGUGGAUCCAAUGAAGGAGCGAAUUAGUUUGAAAAUCUGGUUUCGAAUGUAUUGGGCGGACAACCGGUUGCAAUGGAACUCUUCGGAAAACAAUAUAAGUUCGUUGACGUUAGAUUUUGAGGAGAUCUGGACUCCAGACGUAGCUCUUUACUCAGCAGUCGGCACCAUAAGAGACUUUGGUAUCUCAAACCCGGACGGUUUAAAGAUGAACCUGAUUGUUUACAGCAACGGAAUUGUCUUCUUCUCACAACCUACGUCCAUCCAAAGCGCAUGCGCAUUAAAUAUUGCCGACUUUCCAUUUGACGACCAGACAUGUCAGCUGACGUUUGGUUCUUGGACUAUGGACUCCACGCUGCUGUGGCUUAAUCUCAAUAAAGGUGGAAUUGACCUAACUUACUUCAUAACAAACAACAUGUGGGAUCUACUGGAAAUCUCUGCAGAGAUGCGCAAGCAGAUGUAUUCGUCUCACGACAAUGACUUAUCCGUGGUGGUGUAUACCUUAGUUUUAAGGAGAAGAGCUCUGUUCUUUGUUGUCAACUACAUCGUUCCUCCCGUCGCCAUCUCAUUCCUGUCGCUGUUACUGUUUCUCAUCCCGCCAGAAGUAGGAAAGCGAAUGGAGGCUGGUAUAAACCUCCUUCUCUGUCUUUCGGUGUAUCUUCUGCUGGUGAACUCUAAAAUGCCAAAAACAUCAACAGCAUUUCCUCUGUUAACAAAGUUCUACGGCUCCGCCAUCAUCAUCUUGGUGUUGGCCAUGUGUUGCACAUGUCUCGUGUACGCCCUGUACUUCAUGAACUCUUCCGGCUUGGAAUUACAUCAUGCAUCGUUUUUUCUCCGUCUUAAGAAUUUUACACUUGGGCGGUUACAACCCCUGCUGUUUGCAGACGUUCAAAUCCCCUGCAAACGUUCAAAUCCAGACCCUAAACGAAGAAAAUCAAAAGUCCAUCCGGCAGAAACAGCAGAUUUAAAUCUGAAGGAAGUAGACUCCAAAACUGACAGUCAAAUCCAGAGUGAUGAUCAAAAAUUUACGACAAGUCGAGAAGCGCCCCUGAUUAUUACCAGUGGUAGCCAUGAAUUCCUCCCCCGGAUUUCAGCAGCAGGACAGGAAGAUCAAGAGGGUCACCUGAAGUUGGCUACAAUUGGUUCUUCAAUUGACCUCAGCAGCAGCUUUUCAAGUUUUGCGUCAUUUAGAUCAGAAGAAAACACUGCUGUAGCUAGGGAAGACAUGUUGACUCCAGUUGAGAAUGUAAACGAUGCAGGUGCUCCUGAAGAGAUCAAAAAAGUGACCUUUGCUCGCAAUAACGAUGGAUUCGUAAAAACUGUUAAGCGGAGAGCGACCUCGAUACAUUGCACUGAGUCAGCGGUAAAGCGUACAGAGCACACUCUGGUCUGUUCGGCGGGUUCAUCCUGGUUCAUUCAGUCAUCAUGGGAUGAAUCACUGGAGGAGAAUGCUGAAGAGUGCGGCGAAGACGUUUCAAGCCAGUUAAAUGAUGGACCUAAUCAGUUGAUGGCGCUGAACUCCAAGGGGAAUAAAAGUGAUUCCGACACAGAUGACCAUGCCCCAGUUUCAGACGGCUAUGUCGAACUUUCCAGAUCUUGUGACAGAGAAAACACAAAGAGAUCGAACACGGAGCAAUGGAAAAAAGCCGCCAUGGUUUUGGACAGAAUGUUUAUAAUCGUGUUAUUUAUGAGCAUUGUGAUAUCAUUUGUGGCUUGUCUAUUGCUUGCACCUAGAGUUAGGAAUAGUUUUAGUCCGUAACUUCACACACAUGCAGUGCUUCAAAAUACAACUCUUGGAUAUAUUAUACUCCUGUAGCCCAUUCGAGGGCCAUUAGUUUAUCAGUUUUGACAUCUUACUGUCAAAUGUAGCCCUCUCCAAUAAAGUCUACUAAAGUCUAUUAACUCAGUCGUAACAGUUGUAUCAACUGGUUAUUGAUUGUAACAAGUAUACCAUGUAUUGGAGUGAGACGAAUUUCAUAUUUCGACAAAAAGAGUUUUGGUCAGUAUCAUUUAAGUUCUUUUCAGUAUUUAUUUAAAAAUGGACAACCUCUUUUAAAUAAUCCCUCAAUCCAAUUCAGGAAAACAAACAAUAGCUUACAUAGCGGCUAUUCUCUGGGGCAAUAUCCCCACUCACAUUAAAGAUUUCAAUGCCUUCAGCUUCUCUAAACAACUGGAAUUCUAUUUACUGUUUGAACAACAUUCUGAAAACUUGUAUUGAUUUCCUCCAUUCUGUCAUACCAUGUACAUAUCUCGAGAUCUCUUCUCUUAAAAUUUCUGUAUUCUCUUAAAUAUUCGUAGAAAUCGCUAGAAAAUUGACUAGAAAACUGUCGGGUUACUUCGGUAUCCAGACUCAAAGUGUACAUUAUUUUUUUCUGUCCUAGAAUUUAAAACUGUAAAUGUACGAGUGAAUAAAUAAAGUUGUUGUUGUUUACGUUUCAGCUCUAGAAUGUCGUGGUCUUUUUCUCGAUUUUAAUUGAUAGACUUCCAUGGGGGUGUCCCUAUAUGAUUUAACGACUAGAUUCCAUGUUGCCGUACGUCUGUUCAGUAAUAGAUCACAGAUGAUGUCAAAAUGUGGUAACAACAAAAAAAGUGGCACACGAAGCGAUAGUAUGUUUGAUUGACGUCAUUUAUCCAUUGGAUAGCGUUAUUUGAGAACUUUAAUGUGAGAUGUACCUUACUCGUCCCCAGCCAUCUCUGAGUCUCCGAAGAGAACGGGAGAAGACUGGGGAAAAGUAAUAAAGCGGAGGUAGAUGGGAAGAGAGAAGCGACAACCCAUAAUCCCCCGCGCUCCCACGCUCACUCCGCGCGUCCCUCGUUGAUACUCAAUGCGACAUUGAGAGGCGACUGGGGACGAGUCAGUUGAAGUACAGUUACCUCACGCAUAGAAGCUACAGCAUACAUAAGGCAAGAAAAGGCAAGGCAAGGCAAGGCAAGGCAAGGCAAGGCAAGGCAAGGAUAUUAUUAAAUAGAGAUUAAUAAAAUUUGCUUUUGAAAAGACUCCCCGUAGUAGCUUGAGUUGCAGGCUAGUUCCUCUCCUAUACCGAG
Messenger RNA from Orbicella faveolata, 3747 nucleotides. RefSeq lists its product as uncharacterized. The record is from RefSeq and is a predicted model, not a curated record. Gene Ontology annotation, cellular component: membrane. NCBI's taxonomy places the organism in Eukaryota, Metazoa, Cnidaria, Anthozoa, Scleractinia, Merulinidae. Gene Ontology annotation, molecular function: transmembrane signaling receptor activity; extracellular ligand-gated monoatomic ion channel activity. Gene Ontology annotation, biological process: monoatomic ion transmembrane transport.